GCCCUUGGCAAGGUGGAUUAUGGUUUGCUGCCGAACACAAACGACCGGGUAUCUCCCACAAUUGCGCGAUUCCCUGGCGUCUACACGCCUUUUCCUCGCACAUCAACUCGAGGAGGCCCCGGGAGAUCGACAUGCUCAUACCUUACCCUGGAAAUUACCUACUUGCUGUGGUUACAUCCUGUGGGCCCUGGUUCCUUAUCUGUAUGGAUACGUCAGUUGGGUACAGAGUAUAAAUAAGUUUCUGUAUCCCCCCACCCCACUUGUCGAUGCCGGUGAUGCCUACAUAGUGGGAUGGCAUAUACAUUGUCACGCUGCCGACCUAGAUCAUCGAUCGUACCAUAUUUGAAUCCUCUUGUAGUACCAGCUACCCGGCUAAAACAGAGCUCUUGACCUUGCUUUAUUGGGUGGGCAUGGGCAAUAUCGAGCACGACAUCGAGGACAAGGGGGGAGACCCUCAGCUCCAGUCGCAACCUCAGCUGGGUGGCGUGGUGGCCAUCGGCAAGGACGACGAUGCCAUCAUCCCCAAGGGCCAGAUAGACCCGGUCUACGAGGCCAAGGCCCGGGUCUUAAACCAUGCUAUCCAAGAGAUUGGCAUGGGAUGGUAUCAAUGGCAGCUAUUCAUGGUCGUCGGCUUCGGCUGGGCCAGCGACAACCUCUGGCCUAUAGUGACCUCGCUCAUAUUCACCCCCGUCGCGAACGAGUUCGGCCCUUCUAGACCGCCCCUUCUCACCCUCGCCCAGAACAUCGGUUUGCUGGCCGGUGCCAUCUUCUGGGGCUUUGGCUGCGACAUCUUCGGCCGCAAGUGGGCCUUCAACCUGACCCUGGGCCUCACCGCCGUCUGGGGGAUGGUUGCCGCCAGCGCCCCAAACUUCGCAGCCAUCGGCGUCUUUGCCGCCCUGUGGAGCUUCGGCGUCGGCGGAAACCUGCCCGUCGACAGCGCCAUCUUCCUCGAGUUCCUGCCGGCGUCUCACCAGUUCCUGCUCACCAUUCUCUCCGUCGACUGGGCCAUUGCCCAGGUUGUCGCAACCCUGAUCGCCUGGCCGCUCCUGGGGAACCUCACUUGCCAGCAGGACGAGGUCUGCACCAGGAAGGGCAACAUGGGUUGGCGGUACUUCCUGAUCACCGUUGGCGGCCUCACCCUGAUCAUGUUCUUCAUCCGCUUCGCCCUCUUCACCAUCUACGAGUCUCCCAAGUUCCUGAUGGGCAAGGGCCGCGACGAGGACGCCGUGCGCAUCGUCCACGAGGUCGCACGCCGCAACGGCAAGACCAGCGAGCUCACGCUGGCAGACCUCAAGGCGUGCGAGCCCGAGGGCUACGAGGCCCAGACGGACGCGGUCGCCGCCGUGAAGCGCCGCCUCGAGCAGGUCAACCUCGACCGCGUCCGCGUCCUCUUCUCCACCAAGCGUCUCGCCCUGUCGACCGGGCUGAUCAUGGUUGUCUGGGCCUUCAUCGGCCUGGGGUACCCGCUGUACAACGCCUUCUUGCCCUACAUCCAGGCCACCCGCGGCGCCCACUUCCACGACGGCUCCACCUACCUGACGUACCGCAACUCGCUCAUCAUCGCCGUCCUCGGCAUCCCCGGCGCCCUGAUCGGCGGUUGGCUGGUCGAGGUGCCGCGGUUCGGGAGGAAGGGCACCCUGUCGGUGUCGACGGUGCUGACGGGCGUCGUCUUGUACGGCUCCACCACCGCGCUCAGCUCCGAGUCGCUCCUGGGCUGGAACUGCGCCUUCAGCCUCACCAGUAACGUCAUGUACGCCGUCCUGUAUAGCUUCACGCCGGAGCUGUUCCCGACACCGCAGAGGGGCACUGGGAAUGCCCUGUCCGCGACCUGUAACCGCGUGUUUGGCAUCAUGGCUCCUAUCAUCGCCAUGUUUGCGAACCUCCAGACGUCUGCGCCCGUGUAUACUAGCGGCGCGCUCUUCAUAGCGGCUGGCCUCCUUGUCCUUGCAUUACCGUUCGAGUCCCGCGGAAAGGCGGCAAUGUAAAGGGGUGUUUUUGGGUUGAUUUAUUGUAAUAAUUGCGAACUUGAUGAAGUGGAAAGUUUUCUACAGUCUCGAACCUUAAAUGCUCGGAUGUCUACAGGCCGACGCCUUAUAUGGAGAAACAAGUUUGGAUACCUUUGCCGUCU
This is a messenger RNA of Phialemonium atrogriseum, 2128 nucleotides long. RefSeq names its product synaptic vesicle 2-related protein. The transcript is spliced from 3 exons. Gene Ontology annotation, molecular function: transmembrane transporter activity. Gene Ontology annotation, biological process: transmembrane transport. The record is from RefSeq and is a predicted model, not a curated record. Bases 411 to 1985 code for a protein of 524 amino acids. Lineage: Eukaryota; Fungi; Ascomycota; Sordariomycetes; Cephalothecales; Cephalothecaceae. Gene Ontology annotation, cellular component: membrane.